Lutra lutra (Eurasian river otter) is the source of this 1897-nucleotide messenger RNA. It is a transcript of the gene ADRB1, whose product is annotated as adrenoceptor beta 1. The record is from RefSeq and is a predicted model, not a curated record. Gene Ontology annotation, cellular component: membrane. Gene Ontology annotation, biological process: norepinephrine-epinephrine-mediated vasodilation involved in regulation of systemic arterial blood pressure; adenylate cyclase-activating adrenergic receptor signaling pathway; positive regulation of heart rate by epinephrine-norepinephrine. NCBI's taxonomy places the organism in Eukaryota, Metazoa, Chordata, Mammalia, Carnivora, Mustelidae. Gene Ontology annotation, molecular function: beta1-adrenergic receptor activity. The transcript has a single exon. The coding region runs from base 208 to 1755 and encodes 515 amino acids.
GAGCCUGACGCGAGGUCCCGGGGGUUGGCUCGGGGGAGUGGGAGCGGGGUGGGGUGGGUGCUGGGUGCCGGGGCUGCGGGCUCAGCGCGCUCAGAACCAUGCUGAGGUCCCGGCGGCUGUUCCAGCAGCGGCAGCGGCUCCAGCAGCAGCGGCGGCGGCGGCGGCGGCGACAGCGCACGGCUCGGGCGGGGAAGGCGCCCGGCGCCCAUGCCUCCGGCCCCGCGCAGCGGCUGCCCUGACCUGGCCGCGACCUCCCUCCGCGCGCCCCGCCGCCCCGGGCCCCUGGGGUGUUCCCCCACCACGGCCCAACCCCGCCACACCCCCCGCCCCCGGCCUCCGCAGCUCGGCAUGGGCGCGGGGGCGCUCGCCCUGGGCGCCUCCGAGCCCUGCAACCUGUCGUCGGCCGCGCCGUUCCCCGACGGCGCGGCCACGGCGGCGCGGCUGCUGGUGCCGGCGUCGCCGUCCGCCUCGCCGCUGACCCCGACCAGCGAGGGCCCCGCGCCGCUGUCGCAGCAGUGGACGGCGGGCAUAGGCCUGCUGAUGGCGCUCAUCGUGCUGCUCAUCGUGGCGGGAAACGUGCUGGUGAUCGUGGCCAUCGCCAAGACGCCGCGGCUGCAGACGCUCACCAACCUCUUCAUCAUGUCCCUGGCCAGCGCCGACCUCGUCAUGGGGCUGCUGGUGGUGCCGUUCGGGGCCACCAUCGUCAUGCGGGGCCGCUGGGAGUACGGCUCCUUCUUCUGCGAGCUCUGGACCUCGGUGGACGUGCUGUGCGUGACGGCCAGCAUCGAGACCCUGUGUGUCAUCGCCCUGGACCGCUACCUCGCCAUCACGUCGCCCUUCCGCUACCAGAGCCUGCUGACCCGCGCGCGGGCGCGGGCCCUCGUGUGCACCGUGUGGGCCAUCUCGGCCCUGGUGUCCUUCCUGCCCAUUCUCAUGCACUGGUGGCGGGCCGAGGGCGACGAGGCGCGCCGCUGCUACAACGACCCCAAGUGCUGCGAUUUCGUCACCAACCGGGCCUACGCCAUCGCCUCGUCCGUCGUCUCCUUCUACGUGCCCCUGUGCAUCAUGGCCUUCGUGUACCUGCGGGUGUUCCGCGAGGCCCAGAAGCAGGUGAAGAAGAUCGACAGCUGCGAGCGCCGCUUCCUCAGCGGCCCGGCGCGGCCGCCCUCGCCCGCGCCCGCGCCGGGCUCCCCGCGCCCCGCCGCCGCCGCCACCACCCCGCUGGCCAACGGGCGCGUCAGCAAGCGGCGGCCGUCGCGCCUCGUGGCCCUGCGCGAGCAGAAGGCGCUCAAGACGCUGGGCAUCAUCAUGGGCGUGUUCACGCUCUGCUGGCUGCCCUUCUUCCUGGCCAACGUGGUCAAGGCCUUCCACCGCGACCUGGUGCCCGACCGCCUCUUCGUCUUCUUCAACUGGCUGGGCUACGCCAACUCGGCCUUCAACCCCAUCAUCUACUGCCGCAGCCCCGACUUCCGCAAGGCCUUCCAGCGCCUGCUGUGCUGCGCGCGCCGCGCCGCCCGCGGGAGCCACGCGGCCGCCGGAGACCGGCCGCGCGCCUCGGGCUGCCUGCCGCGGGUCCGGCCGCCGCCGUCGCCCGGGGCCGCUUCGGACGACGACGACGACGACGACGUCGGGGCCGCGCCGCCCGCGCGCCUGCUGGAGCCCUGGGCCGGCUGCAACGGCGGGGCGGCGGCGGACAGCGACUCGAGCCUGGACGAGCCGGGCCGCCCCGCGGGCGCCUCGGAAUCCAAGGUGUAGCGCCCGGCGCCUGCUGGCUGCACCCCGCGCGCCCCGGGAGCAAGAACGCCCAGGCGCCCCUGAUGGCUUCCCGGGGGGCGGGAUGGGGGGGGAGGCGGGAAGCGAUCUGUGUUUACUCAAGACCCAGAGCAGGUGAACUCGA